Messenger RNA from Betta splendens (Siamese fighting fish), 3514 nucleotides. It is a transcript of the gene parga, whose product is annotated as poly (ADP-ribose) glycohydrolase a. Gene Ontology annotation, cellular component: cytoplasm; nucleus. Gene Ontology annotation, biological process: regulation of DNA repair; nucleotide-sugar metabolic process; carbohydrate metabolic process. The transcript has 18 exons. The record is from RefSeq and is a predicted model, not a curated record. The coding region runs from base 223 to 2487 and encodes 754 amino acids. Lineage: Eukaryota; Metazoa; Chordata; Actinopteri; Anabantiformes; Osphronemidae. Gene Ontology annotation, molecular function: poly(ADP-ribose) glycohydrolase activity.
GGUGGUUGCGAAUCGCGGUUAAAGACCACGAAGAAGAAGCAGCUGCAAUAACGAAGUGAAAGUAAACGUAAAACUAGAAGAUUACAUUUCAAGUGAUGCGCAGGAAAAUUAUUGACUGUAUAAAUAAGUAAAUAUCUGGCCAAUGCAUAUAACUUAAAAGCGUUGAAGAGAAAGGGACAUGCUACAGCUGCUGUUUUUUCUGGUUUAAACUGACAGCGACAGAUGGAUUCUCAAAGAAGUGGGGUUGCUGAAGUCAUGCCAGAUGAUGUAGCUAAUGUUGAUUUAAGUACAAGCUCAACAGAUGGAUAUUUUGGAUGUCAGAAGUGUGACAAUACAAAACACUUCAUGCAGUCAGAGAACAUGCAAGAUGACAAAGCAUCUCCAACUUCAAUGGAUUGUGGGUCUGCAAGUGAGCUGGAUGAGGCUGACCUUGGUGGUAACGGAAAGAAUGCAGCUCAAAUGCACUGUUCUAAUGGACAGAAAUCUAGGAGGCCUAGUUCGCCUGGUCGCCACCCUGUUAAAAAAAACGAUUUUGAGAGACCAUCUCCAAACCCAGAACCUACCCUCUGUUUAAGUGCUGCAACAAGUUCAAGUGCAUCCAAUGAUAUGGAGAUGCUGACAUCUCCCGACGGUUCAUCCUGCAAAAUCAAUCUUAUGAAUAACACUGCAGAUAGGGAGCAUUUAGAGGAGUCUGGGUUCGCAAAGUUUAGGCCUGAGUUUGUGGUCAGCUCAGAUUCUGGAAGUUUGGCCAAAGACACGUGUCAUAUGGGUACCUAUAUGGAUCCUAAUAAUGAGAUAAUGGAGUGCAGUGGCCCAUCUGGUGUGACUGGUAUUGGAAGCCAAUCAGGUGUAAAUAUUGAAAGUGUUUCACUGCAUAACAUAGACAAAGGUUGGAGGGGCACACCCAUAGAUGAGCUGAACAGAAUGCCCCAAUGUGCCCCCUCUUUGCCUUACUUAAAAGCAAUGCCUAACCACACUGUCACAGUGAGGACUGAUAUCCUCAGAGAGGGAAAGGGUAUUUUCCCAUAUCCCACUAAGUUCAAAGAUGCGUGGGAUGAUGUGUCAGUGAAGAUGCCCUGCUCUGAGAAGAACUUGUUUCCUGUGGAGACUGAGGAUGGGGGUGGUGUCCAAAGCCGAUGGGAGCUGAUUCAAACAGCUUUGAAGGGAGGAUUGAAAAGCUCUUUGGAUGUGAGGGAUGCUAUAUUGAGAUACAACACAGCACACGCGAAAAGAUGGGACUUCACUGCCCUGAACCUUCUUUGCACAGAGUAUCUUGAGCACUGCGAGGUACAACACCUGUUUGACUACAUACUACCAGCCAUGGUUGACCUGGCACUCAAAGUGCGUGACCUCUGCACCAUGCCAAUUCCAUUAUUGAAGUCAGGAAUGAACCAUUCCCUGACCCUGUCUCAGGAGCAAAUAGCAAGUCUUUUGGCCAAUGCUUUCUUUUGCACAUUCCCUCGACGCAACUCACGCAAAUCAGAGUACGGCAAUUAUCCGGAGAUCAACUUCUACAGGUUAUUUGAAGGGUCUUCACCAAAAAAAAUUGAGAAAUUGAAAACUUUGCUUUGCUACUUCAGGAGAGUUACAGAAAACAAGUCUAAGGGUCUUGUUACAUUUACAAGGCAAACACUCAACAGUCCACCAAACUGGGAAAGUUCCCAGACUCAGCUUACACAACUACAUAUCACUUGUGAGGGGACAAUCGAGGAGGAUGGAUACGGGAUGCUGCAGGUGGACUUUGCAAAUAUGUUUGUAGGUGGAGGAGUGACUGGGCAUGGACUCGUCCAGGAAGAAAUUAGGUUCCUCAUCAAUCCUGAACUUAUUGUCUCUCGUCUCUUUACCGAGGCUUUGGAAUACAAUGAAUGCCUUAUCAUCACAGGCACUGAACAGUACAGUAAAUAUUCUGGAUAUGCAGAGAGUUACAAAUGGAUGGACAGCUACAACGAUGAGACUCCCAGGGAUGACUGGCAGAGACGAUGUACGGAGAUUGUGGCCAUCGAUGCUCUAAAGUACAGGAACUACUUAGAUCAGUUUGCUCCUGAGAAGAUGACCAGAGAACUCAAUAAGGCAUACUGUGGAUUUUUCCGAAAUAACAUCAACAACAAGCACCUUUCUGCAGUAGCCACAGGCAACUGGGGCUGUGGAGCUUUUGGUGGAGACACACGACUCAAAGCCCUAAUUCAGUUGAUGGCUGCAGCCGAGGCUGGCAGAGAUGUGGCUUACUUCACAUUUGGAGAUGCUCAGCUCAUGAGAGAUGUUUAUGAAAUGCACAGCUUCCUCACCGAGAAACAAAUCACUGUUGGGCAGCUGUACAGCUUUUUGAACCAGUAUUCCAAUGUAGUGUGUAAGAAUUGCCUCACGAGUCGUCCUGAAGUCAACCUCUACAGUUUCAUCUCUGACAAGGUUUCAUCGCUAACGCCCACCAACGCCCCAGACUCACCCAAGGAUUCUGGGAUGUCACCUUCAAUGUCAGACUCUCAUUAACAGGGGCAGAGCUGCAACUUCAACUCCCUUCCCUUGUCUCGGAGUGUAAAGAGACUCCAGGUUCAGAAACCUGAAUGUUCUCAAUCUUGUGCAUACAAUCACCUUUUCUCACACACACUCCCUUUAAGUAUGUGAUCGAUACACAAAGUACCAAAACACUCUCUUGCCUUUCUCACUGAUGGUAUAAUAGGAGUCUAGUAGAAUGUCACCAUAUAUGGUGAAAUGUUUCAGAGACUUUAUAGCAAUAGUAAAUCCUGGUUGCUGUUGGGCCUUUAUUUAGUCUAAACGUGAUGUGGUAUUUUUAAUACUAAUUACAACUAUUGCCAAAUAUUCAUCAUAUGCAUGGUUGUGGGCACUUCUCUCUAUUGAAAAUCCAGGAUGUAAUAAUUCUCCUUGGUUGUUUUGCCUUAUGUUGUGUUUACUCUUCACCCUUUUCCAUCCUCAGGCUGUGCUGAGAAUCCUGAAUGCAGAGAUAAGAUGCCAUACUGUAGUCUAUGCAUGGGUAAUAUUUAUUUAUCAAAUACUCUACAGAUAUAUGCUGCUCUUCGGUUUCCUCUCGGAUAUUUAAGUUCAACAUGCAUAUUAUCUUUACAUCUUAUUUUAAUACGAGUCUAGACAUGAAUAGAAUGAUGACGUGUAAGGUUAAUCUCAGACCCAAUGGUGCAUAUUCUUGGUCAUUGUUAUAUUGAACCAUUGACUGUGUUCUGAGUAACGUGAUUGUUUUUGACUAUGCUGUGUCUAUCGAUAAGCACAGUAUUAAUACUGCAUUUACAGAAAAGGCAGGGCACGGAUGAAGACAUUGCACGAACGAUAUUUUGUUAAUGUUUUUACUCGACUUUUACUUUAAGGAUGAGCUUAUGGUUUUUGUUAUCUAAUAUUUUGAUUACAUGGACAAUGUGAGUUCUUUUUAAUGAUGAAAUCAUAAAUAGAAAGGCUGUAAAUGUAUUGUAUUAAUGUACUUUAGGUUUGUAGGCUGUACUCUUUUUAUUAUAAUUUCCUAAUUAAAGUAUAUCAUGAUAAAACUGUA